GCGUAUCGUUAUGGGAAGAUGGAUUGGAUUUUUAGAAAAACACGGCGUGUAAGAGGCUGAUUUUGGCUUUGUUUUCUGCCAAGAUAAAAACAAAUAGAAUAUUUGCUCAGCGCUGAGCAGACGAGUACGAACACUCUUGGCGACCGGUGACCACUCGUGCGUCUGCAUUACAAUGCGGACCGUUUAGAGGCGUAGAUUGAUCAUCGGGACUUUUGUGUUUUCAAUAAACGAGCUUUGCAAUCCUAUACAAUUCAUCAAUAAUUCCAGCAAAUUCUUCUUGACCAAAUCGCACAUCGAGUUAUUCACAAUGAAAAACAUUCCGCUUUCCCUGCUAUUCACGUGCAUAAUAAGCUUACCAAUCGAAGGUUUUGAACUCAAUAAUGAAAUUAACGGAAAUCCAUUGACACGGCUAUUCUCGUCGGUGUAUCUACCAAAAUACGAGAAAAUACCAGAAAUCAACCCCGAUGUCGACUCAUCCACUUUGGACAUGAUAGAGAGAGCCGGUUAUCCAGCAGAAGCUCAUAUGAUCACUACGGUCGAUGGAUACAUCCUCGAAGUCCAUCGGAUACGCGGAGAGCCGGGAUCCACUCCAGUUUUACUUCAGCAUGGACUUUUGAGCAGUUCUGCCGAUUGGGUUAUAACUGGAAAAUCUAAAGCGCUUGCUUACCUUCUGGCCGACCGGGGCUACGACGUGUGGCUCGGUAAUGCUCGUGGAAAUACUUACUCCCGGGCUCACAAAACACUUUCGACGACGGACUCAAAAUUUUGGGAUUUCAGCUGGAACGAAAUGGGCCUGUACGAUCUGCCAGCAGUCAUAGAAUACAUAACGAACUUAAAAAACGAUAGUCUCGUCUACGUAGGACACUCGAUGGGAACAACGAUGUUCUACGUGAUGGCAUCGAAGAGGCCUGAUAUCGCUGAUAGGGUCAGGCUCAUGAUUGCACUCGCCCCAGUCGCUUAUUUGAGCCACCUGAAGAGUCCAGUGAAAAUCAUCGCUCCGUUUGCUGACGACAUUAAGUUGAUAGCCCAUUUUCUCGGUGCUGAUGAAUUUCUGCCACAAAAUAUAUUACUGAAAUUCCUCGCGAGGUAUGGCUGCGAAAUAGACACGUUGGAGGAAAAAAUAUGCGCGAAUUCCAUGUUCGUUAUUUGCGGAUUCGACAAGGCUCAGUUCAACGAAACGCUGAUGCCAGUAAUAUUGAGCCAUUCGCCUGCUGGCACAUCGACAAAAACUCUCGUUCAUUACGGCCAGGAAAUAAACUCGGGUCGUUUCCAAGCUUAUGAUUACGGAGCUUCGAAGAAUCGUGAAUAUUAUAACAACACUUCCCCACCGGAUUAUGAUAUCUCGAGAGUAAAAGUACCCGUUGCUUUAUUCGUCGCUGACAACGACUGGCUCGCAUCCUCCGUCGACGUCGAUUCUCUGUGGAAGCAGUUACCGAACAAAAUCGCAAUGUUUAGAGUGCAGUUCCCAAAAUUCAAUCACGUCGAUUUUCUUUGGGGGAUCGACGCGCCGAAGCUGGUUUAUGAAAACGUGUUCACCGUCGUCGAACGAUAUCGAAACACGAACAUCAAGAAAAUUUCUCAUGCACAGUUCGAAAUAAUCAGAAUCUGAAAAGAAGCGUCGUGCUCGUUAUUGCCUGGACUGCCAUUUAUUUCACGUUUUUUCACGUCGUUACAAAUAUCGACAUAUUUCAGACUGUAAACUACAGCUUUGCACCAACCAAAAAGUCUCGUGCCCUUGUGAUGUGUCAACCAACGUUGAAAUACGUUCGCAAUCACAUUUGGAAUGAUCGUUCAUCAAAUUGAACAUUUUUAUGGUAAAACUCUUUCAAGCUCUUCUCAAAAUUAAUUUCGAUUUUUUAAUAUUAAUUAGAAUAAAUUGAGAAAGAAAAAUAUCAUUUUUGGAUAGAGAACGAUGAAAAAGAAUGACGAUUGCGAAUUAUGAAAAUAAUAUUAUGCAAAAGUCACUCGUGAUAAAAUGCUCCAUUGUCACCGCAACACAUUUUAUCAGCAAAUAUGAUAUUAAUGGCAGUACUAAUCGCUUAUCAGUGUAAUAGCAUAAUUUUAUAGAAUUUAUAAUUUGGUAUUUAUAAGAAAUUUUUCGAAAAAUCCACUAAAUACUCGCUGGCCUGUAGACUGUGUACUAGGAAUAGAUUUAGGCAUUUAUUUUUCAAUGUCGAAUAUGAAUUUUCUCAUUUUUCUUCCAGAAUAAUACUUGAAAAGAAAGAUUUUCAA
Messenger RNA from Venturia canescens, 2232 nucleotides. Its product is annotated as lipase 3-like. NCBI's taxonomy places the organism in Eukaryota, Metazoa, Arthropoda, Insecta, Hymenoptera, Ichneumonidae. The coding region runs from base 308 to 1609 and encodes 433 amino acids. The record is from RefSeq and is a predicted model, not a curated record. Gene Ontology annotation, molecular function: hydrolase activity, acting on ester bonds. The transcript is spliced from 7 exons. Gene Ontology annotation, biological process: lipid metabolic process.